This is a messenger RNA of Besnoitia besnoiti, 369 nucleotides long. RefSeq names its product ribosomal protein RPL31. Gene Ontology annotation, biological process: cytoplasmic translation. Gene Ontology annotation, molecular function: structural constituent of ribosome. Gene Ontology annotation, cellular component: ribosome; cytosolic large ribosomal subunit. The record is from RefSeq and is a predicted model, not a curated record. NCBI's taxonomy places the organism in Eukaryota, Apicomplexa, Conoidasida, Eucoccidiorida, Sarcocystidae. The coding region runs from base 1 to 369 and encodes 122 amino acids. The transcript has 2 exons.
AUGCUGUCUGCAGGAACUACCCGUAAGGCACAGAACAAAUCCCUGCAGCCUGUCUGCCGGGAUUACACCAUCCACCUUCACAAGCUGAUUCAUGGCAUCCAGUUCAAGAAGAGGGCACCCCGAGCGCUCCGCGAAAUCCGUCGCUUCGCUCAGAAGACCAUGCACACCAAGGAUGUCCGUAUCGACACCAAAUUGAACAAGUUCAUCUGGUCGGGCGGCAUCAGGAACGUGCCUCGCCGUGUGCGCGUCAGAAUCGCCCGCCGACGCAACGAGGACGAGGACAGCAAGGAGAAAUUCUACACGCUGGUUCAACACGUCCCUGUUGCAUCCUUCAGCAACCUGAAGACGGAGUAUGUUAACGAGGAGUAG